UUCCUGUCUAUGAAAAGACAGAUCGUCUGCAAGGCACUGGGGAGAGUGGAAAAAGCACGUUCAUUAAGCAGAUGCGUAUAAUUCAUGGCUCAGGCUACUCUGAAGAGGACAAAAAAGGCUUCACCAAGCUGGUGUACCAAAACAUCUUCACUGCCAUGCAGUCUAUGAUCAGGGCCAUGGAAACCCUGAAGAUUCUGUACAAAUAUGAACAGAAUAAGGCCAAUGCAGUGUUGAUCCGGGAAGUGGAUGUAGAAAAGGUCAUGACAUUUGAACAGCCAUAUGUAAGUGCAAUUAAAACAUUGUGGAACGACCCUGGAAUACAAGAGUGUUAUGACAGGAGAAGAGAAUAUCAGCUUUCCGACUCAGCUAAAUACUAUCUUAGCGACGUGGAUCGUAUCGCUACCCCAGGAUAUCUACCAACUCAGCAAGAUGUGCUACGGGUUAGAGUUCCUACAACCGGUAUCAUAGAGUACCCCUUUGACCUAGAGAAUAUUAUCUUCAGAAUGGUGGAUGUUGGAGGUCAGAGAUCAGAACGAAGGAAGUGGAUCCAUUGCUUUGAAAAUGUGACUUCCAUCAUGUUUUUAGUAGCACUUAGUGAAUAUGACCAAGUUCUGGUGGAAUCUGAUAAUGAGAACCGGAUGGAAGAGAGUAAAGCUCUCUUUCGAACCAUUAUCACUUAUCCAUGGUUCCAAAACUCAUCUGUUAUCCUCUUUCUCAACAAGAAAGAUCUGUUGGAAGACAAGAUCUUAUAUUCCCACCUUGUUGACUAUUUCCCAGAGUUUGAUGGCCCACAGAGGGAUGCACAGGCAGCCCGUGAGUUCAUUCUCAAGAUGUUUGUGGAUUUAAAUCCAGACAGCGAUAAAAUCAUCUAUUCUCACUUCACAUGUGCCACAGACACAGAAAACAUCCGUUUCGUCUUUGCAGCUGUCAAGGACACCAUCCUACAGCUCAACCUGAAGGAAUACAACCUGGUUUGACCUGCUCUGCUCUUGGCCCUUUGAGAGGCUUCAUUAUGACAUAUUCCAACUAAAAAAAAAAAAAGAAAAAAAAAAAAGAAAUUUUAAAUAUGACAGGAAAAAA
Molecule: messenger RNA, 1080 nt
Organism: Antrostomus carolinensis (chuck-will's-widow)
Lineage: Eukaryota; Metazoa; Chordata; Aves; Caprimulgiformes; Caprimulgidae
Product: guanine nucleotide-binding protein subunit alpha-11
Exons: 7
Biological process (GO): phospholipase C-activating dopamine receptor signaling pathway; adenylate cyclase-modulating G protein-coupled receptor signaling pathway
Cellular component (GO): heterotrimeric G-protein complex; cytoplasm
Molecular function (GO): GTPase activity; G-protein beta/gamma-subunit complex binding; G protein-coupled receptor binding
Source: RefSeq, a predicted model, not a curated record